Molecule: messenger RNA, 4242 nt
Organism: Malassezia pachydermatis
Lineage: Eukaryota; Fungi; Basidiomycota; Malasseziomycetes; Malasseziales; Malasseziaceae
Product: gamma dna-directed dna polymerase
Exons: 2
Coding region: 1-4242 (1413 amino acids)
Biological process (GO): mitochondrial DNA replication
Cellular component (GO): mitochondrion; gamma DNA polymerase complex
Molecular function (GO): 3'-5' exonuclease activity; DNA binding; DNA-directed DNA polymerase activity
Source: RefSeq, a predicted model, not a curated record
AUGCCGGAACUUCACGCGCCUUGCAACCCUGUAGGAGUUCAACUGCUGGAAAGACACCUGCAUAAGCAGCUCUUUCCAGCCAGCUCCGCUACUAUAGGGCCUGUUGAUCCCAUGGCACUGGACGUUUCCAUUGACCACUUAGAGGGGCAUGGGCUCUUUGCGUCCAAAGCCUCUCGCCCUAAGCCGACGUCGUUUCAAUUACCGCCUCUUCAGGGCAAAGAUCUUGGCGAACAUUUUUGGACUAUAGGCAGGCGCGUGGCUCACCCAUGGCUCGAAUACGCCAACUCAUUGUCCACAUCUCAUAUUGCCACCCCUCCUUCCGGCAAUCAAGUGCCUGACCCAGAGACCUAUUGGACAGCGGAAAGCUGGCAUGCACUAGAUACCACGCUCCAGGCCAGUGUGCCCGUUCGACCUGCCUGCUUCGCACGAACACCAGGCUGGACAAAAUACCCUUUCUUGCGUGUGCAGGAUGGAGACAUUGUGGGUCUUGGUGAUCCUAUUCCAGUGCCUUAUCCUGACACGGCUGAUACCGCGUUGGUGUUUGAUGUGGAAGUUAUGACCAAAGAGAGCCCCUACCCUGUGAUGGCGACAGCCGUAAGCCAGAAUGCCUGGUACUCAUGGGUAAGUCCAUGGCUUGCGCAGGAUGGAGAAAGAUAUGAAAUGAAGUCGCAUUUGAUUCCUAUGGGGCCACGAGACGGGAGUGCUCCUCCGAGACUCAUCAUCUGUCACAACGCAGGCUUUGAUCGAGCGGCUGUGGUCGAUGAGUACUCACUACAAAGCACCAACAUCCGCUGGCUUGAUACUAUGAGUCUGCAUGUGGCUACAAAUGGUAUUUCUUCGCCACAACGUGCCGCAUGGACGGAGCACUAUCGUGCUCGAGCUCUAAAACGGCUUCAAGCAGCGAUGGCCGAGCAGCAGUUUGAAGAGGAUGCACGUGCUGAAAUCAAGCAGCUUCUUGAGUCCCGGGGAAUGGAUGAUGAGGCACUAGGGGCAAUUCGGCUACAAGCCUUGGGCGAGCUCUCAGAGGAAUUGCAAGCGAGCUUGCAGGAAAGUACGAUGGUAUUUGAUUCCACCUUGUCGGCACCUGAUACUUUGAUGGACGAUGACCAAAGCCAGGUGCUAUGGCAGGAUAUCACCUCAAAAAAUUCGUUAGCAGAUGUGGCUGCUCUUCAUUGCGGUAUACAUCUAGAGAAAGAGACACGAAAUGUAUUUAUCGAUGGGACCCCGAGGGAGGAAGUUUGGGCACAGCUUCCGUCUCUUCUGGCAUACUGUGCCACAGAUGUAUCAACGACCUUUGCUGUCUUCAAAAAAGUAUGGCCUGCCUUCAUUAAGAGUUGCCCACAUCCUGUCACAGUAGCAGGCGUACUUGGACUAGGAAGCACAUUCCUCCCUGUGGACACCAGUUGGGUUCGGUACCAAGAAAAUGCACAGGCCAAAUUUAAGGAAAUGAAUGCCCGUGUGGUCUCUACACUGAAAGACAUGGCUGAAUCGCUUAUGCAAGCCGGUGUAGAAGCCAUUGAGAACGACGCAUCGAGGGACGAUCGUUGGUGGGAAACUGAUCCCUGGUAUGGUCAGCUGGAUUGGUCACCGAAAAAGCCCAAACUAAUAGACCCAUCCACGAUGGUCCCUUUAUGGUGGCGUGAUAAGAUUGCCAAUGCAAAAAGCCUUUUAUCUGCACGGAUCAAAGUGGUACCUCUUCUUCUUCAACUUCGUUGCGAUGGUAAUCCGGUCUGUCUCAGUGAAAAUGGCAAGCAGUGGGUGGUAUUGAUGAAGGGAGAAAAGGUUCCAUUGCCUGGUUCGCCAUUGUCUCAAGCUGUGCUGAAAAAGCAUGCCAUUACGUCUGAUGCAGGAACUCUGGGGGAGGAAAUUCUGGAAGCCAUAUCGCAGGGCAGCGAUCGCGUGAGUGACCUGCUUCGCCAGCUAGCCGAUCACGUUCGUACGCUAGGGCCUGGCAAGGAUCCACGCUUGCAGCAGUUGCCAUGGCAGGCCGUUCCCUACCAGGACCCUACGUUGCCUGCACCAUGGUGGCCCAAAUGGUACUGGGACCUGUACGAUAGUGCUUGCCAAGAUUUGGACAUUACUAUCCGUGCUAAAGUAGCACCUCUGUUGCUCAAAAUUGCAUGGGAUGGAGCGCCUGUUUUUCGCAGUCGCGAACAUGGCUGGGUUUACCGCACGACAGUACCCAAAGAAGCUCAGGCGCCUUUGACCUUUACACAUGAAGCAGAUGCACAUCUCUGUACCGGUUAUUUCUACAAGCUCCCUCAUGCCAAUGGUGAUGGAAGCAAUGUGGGCAAUCCGUUUAGCAAGAGUUUCUUGCCUUACUUUGAAAGCGGACGACUUAAGAGUUUACAUGGGGAGCGCGGUGGUGAGGCCGCCCGGGAUGCGCUGGAGAUGAACGCCCAAUGCAGCUACUGGAUCAGCGCUCAUGACCGCAUUGAAAAACAGUUUGUUGUUUGGGAUGGAGAGGCCGACACGCGCAUGGGAUUCACUGGCCCUACGUCAAACUACGGGCUGAUUCUCCCACAAGUCAUUUCCAUGGGUACAGUAACCAGACGUGCGAUUGAGAAAACAUGGCUGACGGCUUCAAAUGCAAAAAAGAACCGUAUUGGAAGUGAGCUUAAGUCCAUGAUCAAAGCGCCUCCUGGAUGGAGUAUUGUCGGGGCCGAUGUCGACAGUGAAGAGCUCUGGAUAUGCAGCGUGAUGGGUGAUGCGCAAUUCGGCAUCCAUGGUGCUACAGCCAUUGGGUGGAUGACGCUGGAAGGCUCGAAAGCGGAAGGUACAGAUCUGCAUAGCAAAACAGCGUCCAUCUUGGGCACGAGUCGAAACCAGGCCAAAGUGUUCAACUACAGUCGCAUUUACGGUGCUGGCAUACGACAUGCCAUGCAUCUGCUUUUGAAGGCGAAUCCCAGUAUGCCAGUAGAAGAAGCAGGGCGGCGUGCCAAGCAGCUGUAUGCUGCCACCAAAGGACAAACGACACGCUCCAAUGCACUGUUUGGGCGAAAGUUUUGGUACGGGGGCACAGAGAGUUUUGUCUUCAACAAAUUGGAAGAAAUUGCUCUGAGUGAUGAGCCUAAGACACCAGCCUUGGAUUGUGGUAUAACUGCAGCGCUGUCGAAACGAUUCUUGCCCAAAGGCCGUGGACAGAGCAGGCAAGACUACAUGCCCAGCCGAAUCAACUGGGUCGUGCAAUCCAGCGGUGUGGACUAUCUGCAUUUGCUCCUUACAGCCAUGGAUCAUCUUUGCUCGACGUACGAUAUUCAAGCUAGAUUCAUGCUAAGUGUCCAUGAUGAAGUCCGCUACUUGGCACGCGACGAAGAUCGAUAUCGCGCUGCACUGGCGCUACAAGUGGCCAACUUAUGGACACGAUCCAUGUUUGCGUUUAAACUGAAUAUGGACGAUCUACCAGAGUCCUGUGCCUUUUUCGCAGCGGUGGACAUAGAUCAUGUGCUGCGCAAGGAAGUAGAUGAUCCUUGCGUGACACCGUCGCAGCCAGAGCCUAUUCCACCAGGCGAAUCACUGGAUAUCCACGCCAUUCUUGCACGUACCAAUGGAUCUCUUUUCAGUGAUCAACGCCCCAUGCCACAGGCCGAAAGCAUUCAGGAUAUCGCACAUAUUCCAGGCACCUUACCCCAGUACGAUCCUGGUGUUCCAACCUAUGUCCCAUCCUCCCAACAACAUCGAUGCGUAGGCGAACGUGGUCUGUUGUUCCUUCAAGCGCAGGCUACCACGAAUAUUGAUGAGAUCCGCACGCUCGACCGGCGUAUUCGACGACGACAAAGUGCGGCCAUGACACCCAACAAAUCCAGGAUGUACUCGACCAAAGUGCAUGCCACUAUUAAGGUGGAAGGUGCUACCUUUCUGGCACUAGAAGCAAUGCUCCCUCCUCGACCAUUACGACGCAAGGUCCUAGCGCGUCAACAAUCACAGCCACGCAUUCCACGGCCACAGCCACGUCCUCCUCGGAAACCCAAGGACCCCUCUCGUCGCAUCCAUAUAUCCGGUGCUCUUCUUCCACCGUCGCUUUUUAACAAACCAAUGCUUCGGUAUAAACCGGAACAGCCACUCUCUAUGACCAUGAUGAUCCGCGCGCGACGUCGCGCUCGCCUGCGGCGCCUUCAGCAGUGGGAUGAAGUGCAAGAAAUGAAGCAGCUCACGAGUGUAGAAGCAGCUACUCAUCCACACGACGCAUUCUAUGCACGACCUCACGAUUGGCGUACGUAUGAAACCACGAACAAUGACUAA